AUGUAUAUAAAGCAUUUCAAGCACAGGAAUCGUCCAUCUCUUCGCCUCAAAUUCGGAGACGUCCCCAUCAUCUACCGCUAUCUAACCUUUGAGACUGAACUACCCUCACCAACAAGCCUGGGACCAGCUCAGAAUGGUUCGGCUGUACCGCAGCAGCCAGAUUUAAGGAAUUACGUUUCUCCAUUCACCUGGUCCCCUUCCCGCAAGACCUUCACCACGUGGCUCUCGUGCGCGGUUACCGUUGUAACUGCUUACACUGCCGGCUCAUAUAGCCCACCUUCUCAGCAGAUGUCAGAAUAUUGGGGCGUCAGUCAAAUAGCCAUUUAUGUGGGCAUUACCACCUUCACCACUGGAUUUGCAGUCGCGCCCAUGGUCUUAGCUCCCUUCUCUGAGCUCAAUGGCCGGAAGCCUGUUUUCAUUGCUACUGGGAUCCUCUUUGUUAUCUGCCAACUCUGCUGUGCUGUUACUCGUUCCUACCCAGGCAUGCUUCUUGCUCGAUUCUUUGCUGGUGUUGGUGGGAGCACUUUCUCGACGAUGGUGGGUGGUGUAGUCAGCGACAUUUAUCACACGGAAGACAGGAACACGCCUAUGGCGCUGUUUUCAGGGGCCGCAUUGUUUGGCACGGGCUUGGGUCCUCUGUGUUCUGGAUUCAUUGCUCAGCAUCUAUCAUGGCGGUGGGUCUUUUAUGUACAGGUCAUAGACUGUGGUCUAUUGAUUCUGGCCGUGACGAUCUUUUUCAAAGAAACUCGCGGCAGUGUGCUUUUGAGCAAAAGGGCGAAACUACUGAAUACAUGGUAUGAGGCCAGGGAAAAGGUCGGCCUUGUGGGCUUCGAGAUGAUCCUUGACGGUGGAGGUAAGAAGCAAAGCCAGAGGAUUAGGUGGAAAGUCAAGUCAGAUGAAGAACGACAAAACUUGGCCAAGAUGAUUGGGAUCUCUAUUUAUAGACCAUUUCAUCUACUCUUGACUGAGCCUGUGGUCUUUUUCUUUUCACUAUGGGUUGCGUUCAGCUGGGCCGUACUAUACCUGACCUUUUCGGCAAUACCGCUCGUGUUCACCAAGAAUCACAAUUUCGACACUCAGGAGAAUGGCGCUGUCUUUGCUGCUAUGUGCGUUGGCUCGAUAUUAUCGACUAUCCUCAGCAUCUACCAGGAAAAGGUCGCCAGACACUACGGCAAAAUGUCAUCAACGCCGGAAGGACGGCUCUAUUUCGCUUGCAUCGAGAGUGCCCUUCUCCCAAUCGGGUUAUUCUGGUUCGGAUGGACGUCUUUCCCUUCGGUCCCUUGGAUCGUCCCCACCAUCGCUGUUACCUGUGCCACAAUGGGGAUCUUCUCUAUCUAUCUUGCCGUCUUUAAUUACCUUGCGGACACCUAUCAUCGCUACGCAAGCUCGGCUUUAGCAGCACAGUCAUUCUGUCGGAACAUGCUCGGAGGGAUCUUUCCCUUGGUGACGACGGCGAUGUUCAAUCAUAUGUCAUUCGCUGGGGCUUCGAGCUUCCUUGGUGGCGUGGGAGCAUUGCUUACUGUCGUGCCUUGGGUUCUGGUCUUCUAUGGACCUAAGAUCCGUGCCAGGAGCAAAUUCGCCAGUGAGAUCAUGGAUUGA
Messenger RNA from Letharia columbiana, 1599 nucleotides. RefSeq lists its product as uncharacterized. Bases 1 to 1599 code for a protein of 532 amino acids. Gene Ontology annotation, molecular function: transmembrane transporter activity. Gene Ontology annotation, biological process: transmembrane transport. The record is from RefSeq and is a predicted model, not a curated record. The transcript has 7 exons. Lineage: Eukaryota; Fungi; Ascomycota; Lecanoromycetes; Lecanorales; Parmeliaceae.